AAAAAACUUUUUCUAAUGGCAACAACUGAGAAGUAAAUAAAUAACUCAUUUUUUCCAUUUCUGUGUUUAUGUUGAUUAUAAAAGAUAUUUUUUCUCUGUUCCAAGCUUAUUCACUGAACAAACUUCAUAAUCAUGUCUGAUUUUGAUUAUGAAGCGAGGUUACUACAAUUGCAAAUAAAAGAAAAUGAAGAUAGAUACAUAAGUGGAGAGCUCACGUUGGAUGAGCCAUUGAGGAAAACAGAAGAGUUAUAUGAUAAGGCCUAUGAAGAAUCAUACUCAAAAGACAAAACGAGCAGAAAAAUUGAGUUUUCUCAAACAAGCAACACAACCAAGUUUUCGCGCGAUUCUGGGCUGAUGCAACUUCAAUCCAAAAUUGUGCAAAAGCGUACAAAAAUCUACAAACCAGAUACUCUAGUCUUUGACCCCAGAGAAUUUUCUGAAAAAUUGAAAAGGCACUAUAAUUGUGCUGUAUCAGAUGAGGAAAGAAAUAAUAAAAGAUCAUCUAAUCAAUUUUAUUCAAUCCUAUGGCAAAAAUUAGGUGAAGAAAGUCAGGAAAAAAUGCACACUGCUCCCACUUUUGACUUUUUAUAUGGCACUUUUGAUGCGCAGCCAGCUUCACCUGUAAAAAAGAAACGAAGAAGAAUUGAAAAAGACAAAGUAGCCAAUGCUGUUAAACCUAAAACUGUUGAUGUGAAAGAAUGUUCUGAAGAAAAAGACUUAAUGUUAGAUCGGGCUACUAAAAUAUUGUCUAUUUUAGCAAGAUAUGUUAGCAAGACUAGUAAGAAAGCUAUAUGUUUUUAUGAAUUUGUAAUUGAUCCUCAUUCUUUCUCACGCACAAUUGAAAAUAUAUUUUUGGUGACAUUUUUGCUACGGAAUGGAAAUGUAUGUAUUUUCUCUGAUGAACAAGGCCUUCCUUGGAUAAGAGAUGUUAAACCAGAAGAGAAAAAAGAAAGGGCUAGAGAUCAUAAAGAUAACAAACAAAGUGUACUCAGCAUGAGUCUUGAAGAGUGGAAGGCAAUAAUAGAAAAAUGCAAAUUCAAAGAAGCUAAAAUACCACCACAGAAGUCAAAAGCAACUCAAGAGAGAUAAACUAAUUUUAUCUAAAUCAUUUGUUUACUUUUAAAGAUAAUCGUUUUUUAAUAAUUUAUCGUCUUUUAACAAAUAGUGUUACGUUUUUAAAUGAAUUCAUUUGAGCAUUGUUUACCCGCCAUACAAUGUAACACAUCACUGUAUCAUCGUCUUGUAUAUAGAAGAAUAAUGAUUCAAAAUUUUCAUUCCAGGAAGCAAUUUUUGUGAAAAUAAAUUUGUCGAUACUUGUAACUUACACAUUUGCUAUGGUAUCUAUACUAUUUAUUAGACAAAUAUUUCUUUCUGCGAUUAGUGCCUUUCAUGAAAUGUGAGAUAGAAUUGCAAUACUAUUUUGUGAUAAAUUUUAUGUUGGAUUUAUUCAUAAUAUGUUUUCGUUAUUGAUUUUUUCUAUUCAGCACCAUGGGUGCCAGUUGGAAAGAAGGCCAAGACUGAAAAUUUUUUGACUGAAAUACCUAACAUGCACAAUACCCCCUCGACAUAUGCAAACUAUCUGAGAAAGCUUUACCAUAAUACAUCAAGUUUAAAUACUGUACAAAAAAUAUUUAUUCAUCUGUCUUUUGAUAAAAUAACAACAGGACAUAAGAAAGUAGACCAAUAACGUAGACCUAAAAAGUAUUUUUAAGGACAGAAAAAAAAAAUAAUUCCGAUUUCCGUCUUAGAGUCAGUCUUGUUUCCGUCUUACUUCCGUCCGCGGACAAUUUCGAAAGACGGAAAUCCGUCCUGGGGACGGAAGACUUGCACCCAUGUUCAGCACUUAGCAUUUAAGUUUAAGAUUUUUGUUAAUAAUUUCUUCUUUUUAAGUCAUACAUAGAACUUUACUGCUUUAAAAUUGGUUUCAAAAUUUUAUAAUUAAAAAAUAUUUUCUAUAAAAUAAAAUGAUCUGAAAGUGAUUUUGUUUUGCAUUAAAACUAUUUGUUUUACUUCUAGAUUUGUAAUUUUUUUUAAAAUCAAGUUUGCAAUCAAACAUUCAUAGUAUACUUACUUUCAACGCUGUGUUUGCUAUUUAAAAUUUAAUAGUUCUCAAGUUAUUAUUUUAUAAAUAUCAGGGUAUUAGUUUUGUUAUUAUGAUUUAUUUUUGUGUAACCGAUAAGUUAUAAAUUGAACAUAUACAUUUUGAAAAAUCUCCUCAAAAUGUUUUUGUAUUUUUUUUCUUAUUUUGCUUAUCAUAUUUAAUAGCUAAUUAAAAUAUGCAGCAUUAUCUCUUUGUAUUCAUAACUAACAUUUAAAGUAAAUAAAAAUGAGUUUUAAAUUUUU
This is a messenger RNA of Parasteatoda tepidariorum (common house spider), 2343 nucleotides long. RefSeq names its product SMC5-SMC6 complex kleisin component Non-SMC element 1 (gene Nse4). The record is from RefSeq and is a predicted model, not a curated record. Gene Ontology annotation, biological process: DNA repair. NCBI's taxonomy places the organism in Eukaryota, Metazoa, Arthropoda, Arachnida, Araneae, Theridiidae. Gene Ontology annotation, cellular component: Smc5-Smc6 complex; nucleus.